AUGUUGCCACGUUCACUUGGCCACAGCACCUCGGAGCUGUCACCUCCGUUUGACGGACCGAACGGUGUUGAACGAUAUGUGAGCGAGACCCGGAGCCUCCUCCGAAAAGGCUACGAGAAAUACCUGCGCCGAGGUGUGCCUUUUCAGAUGCGCAACCCGGUCGAGGAACUUGGUGCUCAGGUCGUUCUACCGCCCAAGUACUUGGACGAAGUAAAAAGGGCGCCGACCGAUCUCUUUAGCUUCGAGGCCUACUCGGAAAAGGCGUUCCUGCUGAACUACAGUCGCGCGCCGAGGCAGACAGAGGCUGCAGCGCACAUUGUCAGAGUAGAUCUCACCAGAAACCUGGGUAAGCUUAUUACAUUCUAUUCCGAUUUCGCCAUCUUUGAGGUCUGUCUACCAUUAGUACUAAUCAGGGACUUAGGGGCUCUUGUAACGGACCUCUGGAACGAGUCUGCGCUGUAUCUCGACAAGACCUACAACUCCGAGUGGCAGACGAAGCAGGCCUAUGAAGUCGUAUGCGGUUUCGUAGCACGGGUUACUUCUGUGGCCAUGGUGGGAGCUCCGCUAUGUCGCAACCCAGUCUGGAAUCGAAUCGUAGUCGAAACAACGAUGGCGUCGUUCGGGGCGGCACAAGCCAUUAAAGACAAGUACAGUGCACGCUGGAGAUGGCUAGCCCCUUGGUCAGAGUCGAUUCAAAAGGACUUGAGGCGAAUACGAAAAGAGUCGAUUGAGCUUCUCAAGCCGUUGUACGAAGACCGCAAAGCAGCUGUUUCACGCUCGGAUGACGUUCAGGGCUCCUCUGAAAUGUUUAGAGACACUCUUUACUGGCUCAUAACAAGCAACCAGAAGGACCGAUCAUUGUCCGGAAUCACUGAAUCCCAGCUGUUUCUGUCCUUGGCUGCCAUACACACCACCUCGGCGACCCUGAACUCUUUUGUCUACGAUUGGAUCGCUCAUCCCGAGUAUCACGGAGAAAUCUUGGCAGAGGUCAAGGAAACAUUGGCACAGGUGCAGCUUAAUGGCGGCAAAUGGACCUUGCAGCAUGUGGCCAUGUUGCGGAAGCUAGACAGCUUCAUGAAAGAGAGUGCUCGAAUAAACCCCAUCGGAUUUGUCUCAAUCCAGCGCUACACGUUGAAGCCCUAUACAUUCAAGGACGGCUUUCAACUUCCCGCCGGCGUGAGCUUCGUGUUUCAUUCCGACGGUGUUCAUCACGACGCGGACAACUAUCCCGACCCGGAGAAAUUCGACGCCUACAGACACCUUCACCUGCGCGAGACCGUGGACCCCAACCGUUUCCACUUUGCUUCCGUCUCUGACAGUGCCCUUGGCUUCGGAGCUGGGAAUCACGCAUGUCCUGGCCGCUUCCUCAGCGCCAUCAUUAUGAAGUUCUUCCUCAUACAGUUCAUGACUGCAUAUGAGAUGAAAUACGAGCAUGGCGGCAUAGAAAGGCUGCCGAAUCACGACAAUAGCAACACCACCGCCCCUAACCGUACUGUCAACCUGCUGGUGAGACGUUGUGAUGGAACCUCGAACAAUGCUUAG
Pyricularia oryzae 70-15 is the source of this 1542-nucleotide messenger RNA. Its product is annotated as cytochrome P450. Gene Ontology annotation, molecular function: oxidoreductase activity, acting on paired donors, with incorporation or reduction of molecular oxygen; monooxygenase activity; iron ion binding. The coding region runs from base 1 to 1542 and encodes 513 amino acids. The record is from RefSeq and is a predicted model, not a curated record. The transcript is spliced from 3 exons. NCBI's taxonomy places the organism in Eukaryota, Fungi, Ascomycota, Sordariomycetes, Magnaporthales, Pyriculariaceae.